UGGUACUUCCAAUUUGCGUACCCACGUUAUCAAUAUUCACAAAAUCGACAUUCCAAGUAUUUUGAGUUCUGAAGAUUUAGCCACUUUAUUUUCUCAGUCCGGUGAACAUCUUCUUAGAGAAACGUUGGUCGAGUGGAUUGUAAAGGAUUGCCUUCCGUUUACUACCAUCGAGUCAAAAAGCUUUCAUAAAUUAUUUGAGGUAAUUAAAAAGCUAGAAGGUAAUAUUACAAUUUCAUCUGCAAGUACAAUUAAAAGAGAUCUAUUAGAAUAUUACUCGGUAUCAAAGGCUUCAUUAAAAGAAAUACUAGGAAAUAACUCGAGUAAGAUUUCACUUACCACAGACAUAUGGACUAGUAAUAGUUGUAAGAUGUUUAUAGGAGUUACGGCCCAUUGGCUUGAUAAUAAUUGGGAAAUUCAAUCUCAUAUAUUUGAUCUCGUGCCAUUCGAAGGACCACAUUCUGGAAUAAAUAUAGCAAAUACUUUGAUAAGUAUUUGUGAAGACUUUGGCAUUACUAAAAAAAUUCUUGAUAUAACCGUUGAUAAUGCUUCUAAUAAUAAUACGUUCAUUGAAGCAUUCGAGUCUUUUCUAUGGAAAUUGGUGGUUCUUUCACCCAGCAACAAGGCCAUAUUCAUUGUAUAG
Messenger RNA from Acaulospora morrowiae, 640 nucleotides. NCBI's taxonomy places the organism in Eukaryota, Fungi, Glomeromycota, Glomeromycetes, Diversisporales, Acaulosporaceae. The record is from the annotation of a GenBank genome assembly.